Necator americanus (New World hookworm) is the source of this 699-nucleotide messenger RNA. RefSeq lists its product as uncharacterized. The transcript has 5 exons. Lineage: Eukaryota; Metazoa; Nematoda; Chromadorea; Rhabditida; Ancylostomatidae. The record is from RefSeq and is a predicted model, not a curated record. Gene Ontology annotation, molecular function: ceramide cholinephosphotransferase activity; sphingomyelin synthase activity. Bases 1 to 699 code for a protein of 232 amino acids. Gene Ontology annotation, cellular component: endoplasmic reticulum membrane; Golgi membrane; plasma membrane. Gene Ontology annotation, biological process: ceramide biosynthetic process; sphingomyelin biosynthetic process.
AUGACAAAUUGGACUGUUUCAGAACUACGUAUCCAUAUAAUGGAUGACGAGCCAACGUCGUCAUCACGUCGCGGCGGCAGAUCGUCGACGACAUCGCGACGGAUGUGCGGCUCGGCUGACUCGACGGCGAGCGACAGCGACACGGCUGACGAUGCGCCAUUGCUGCACGAUGGCGGUAACGGCGCCGGUGGUAGUGGUGGUGAUGUCAGCAUGAGCCAACCGGUCCGGAUCGAAAUGCCACCCGGUGAGAAACCCGCCUCACCGCAUGACCGAUUCCCGAAGGAACGAGCGAAAGCAGUGAUCUCGUUCCUUCUGCUAGCAAUUGCGGCGGUUCUCAAUGAAGUGGUGUUAUCAUUUGUACACGAACGGGUUCCUGAAACACCACCGCUACCGGAUCUCACUUUUUCCAUAAUACCGUACUAUCAAGACGGUCUAAAAAUCUGCGAAUAUAUCAUGUUGGCGUCAUUCGCCUCUGUUUUGCUACUGAUGUUGUUCCACCGACAUCGUUGGAUAAUGUUCCGUCGAUUGAUGAUGGUCGGUUCGUUACUGUAUUUAAUGCGAUGCAUCACUAUGAUCGUUACACAAGUUCCAGUAGCUGAUCCAAAUUUCUUAUGUUCACCAAAACUUGUAUUGAAAAACGAUUUCAUAGUUUUCUUCCUAAACGCGUCAGUUCUACAUUUGGAGAACUUUAAAGCUUGA